GUUGGUUUCACCGUGCGUGUGUGCACAAGUGUUUGUAUCCACUGACCUACAAGUCGUUCUGAUAUAUGUAUCGAGGGAGCUUUUCCUUUUCCCACCUGUCUGCCGAUCAUUUCUCCAUCCUCAGUCUUGAGCCAGUCUUACUUACAGAAGCACUUCGAUCUCGAUAACGCUCUUAUUCGGAUCAUCCUUUACCAUCGCUCGAUCCAUCAACCAGAAGCGUUUACCCACCCCCAGACGUACUUCUGUGGGACCUCGGGCGUGCCCAAAUAUUCUUCCCUAACCUGCCGGCACCCCCGUUAUGGUAUGAACUCAUACAGAGUCGUCAGUGUCACCCGUUGUCCUUUAUAGCUCGGAUGUCCCUCCUCGACCUCUGAUUACAGCCGACCCCUGUGUUGUUUCCAUCCAUCCACCUUCCAACUCCAAAGAGUUCAUCUCAUCAUGCCUCGACUUCCAUAUUCGAAGCAUUAUACCGAAUUCGACAAUGCACUGAAAAAGGUCGACGAGAACACCAGUACCGGCCACAAGUCAACUCCGUCCUCGUCGACAUCAUCUACCCGCACGACCUCGGCUACAUCUCUCGAACCAACCACUGCGGUGGCCGAAUGGUGUCACCAGAUGCAUUUGAUGCAACAUCGAAAAUAUGACUGGUGUGAAGGGUGCCAUCCCAAGGUCCAACUCGCGCCUUUGAAAGUGCCCUCUCAGAAGGUUGUCCAACGACAAAUUCGAUCUCGACAGGAACCCACGCACGCUUAUCAGUGAUGGUUGGAGAUUUACUCUUGUGUGACUUUUGAGCAAGGCGUUGGUGGACAUGGAGGGAGACAGAAUCUUGAGUCUCACACCCCGGGUACAUAGACAGAUGUCGGAUAUGAUGAUUAGCACAGCAAGCUGAUGAGCGUUACGACAUCAUGAUAAUGACACCAUAUCUGCAUGGCUUUGCAGAAUGGAUUCAGUUCCCGUUGUUUGCUCUCGCUCCUUGGGUUCUCAAUCUUUCAAUCUUUUCUUGGAACCGACUCUCGUAUUCCUCCUGCUUGAAUAUCUAGC
Molecule: messenger RNA, 1041 nt
Organism: Exophiala mesophila
Lineage: Eukaryota; Fungi; Ascomycota; Eurotiomycetes; Chaetothyriales; Herpotrichiellaceae
Exons: 1
Coding region: 439-759 (106 amino acids)
Source: RefSeq, a predicted model, not a curated record